AUCAACCUUUAAAAAACAGCAUUGGGGAACUUGUGAGUGACAAUCGGUGUGUAUGCUUAGACGAGAAUACAGUUUUCACUUUCGUCAGUGUCCAUGCUAAAUCUGCCGUGGAUUACGACAGGAACACGUCGAAAAAGAUCACAGUUAGACUAAGACAGUUUCUAGUGCUCGUUGUCUGAAGGGAAGAGAAGAUACAAAACAAAGAAAUUCAUAAUUGAAAAAGAUUUUGAAGUCUGCGAGUCUAGAAGAACCGAAUGGAGAGCUAUGUUAUCACAUCUCCUUCAGAUGGCAUGCUUUCAUAUGACCAUGAUCAGUAUCGGCCGGCGUAUGAAUUCUAUUCCUACCUCAGCUCUGAAGUAAACGGCCACGGAGUCCAGACCGGGUGGGAAUGCCAGCCUGUCCACUUCACUGAGCUUCACCCCACCCCGUAUCACUAUGGUGAUGUCGACCCCCUGCAUUACCCCUUAGAGCCCAUAUUUGAUGGACAUGCCACUGACGUUCCUCCACAGUCCCUUCACUAUCAGCACUCGUCUGCUGCUCAGUGCAGCACGGAUGAAGACACAGGAGGCCACAGCCCCCCUCCGGAAGGGUACACAGGAGGCCGUACCCCCCCUCUAGAAGUGUACCCAGGAGGCCGUACCCCCCCUCUAGAAGUGUCUGAAGGGGAAGAGGAGCAUUCAGAACAGCAUGCCCACUACUUUGGCACUCAAUCUUGCACCAACAAGAAACUGCGACUGUACCAAUUCUUACUGGACUUACUGAGGACUGGGGAUAUGAAGGAAAGCAUCUGGUGGGCAGACAGAGAGAGGGGAGUGUUCCAGUUCUCCUCCAAACACAAGGAAGCUCUCGCUAACCGCUGGGGGAUGCAGAAGGGCAACCGGAAGAGGAUGACCUACCAGAAGAUGGCCAGGGCCCUGAGAAAUUAUGGAAAAACAGGAGAAAUUACGAAGAUCAAACGAAAAUUGACCUACCAGUUCAGUGGAGAGGUGUUGCAGAGAUCCACAAGCAGGAGGCAGUAUAACCACUGAUUGGUUCGUUUUGGACCCCAGGCACUGUUGUGCUAUUUCAUUUCU
Messenger RNA from Clupea harengus (Atlantic herring), 1073 nucleotides. RefSeq names its product Spi-1 proto-oncogene a (gene spi1a). Gene Ontology annotation, molecular function: DNA-binding transcription factor activity, RNA polymerase II-specific; sequence-specific DNA binding. Lineage: Eukaryota; Metazoa; Chordata; Actinopteri; Clupeiformes; Clupeidae. Gene Ontology annotation, cellular component: nucleus. Gene Ontology annotation, biological process: cell differentiation; regulation of transcription by RNA polymerase II. The record is from RefSeq and is a predicted model, not a curated record.